CAAAACAAUUCCUGUUUAGAUCUCCUGAACACCCAGCUGCAACCAUUUCUCCUCCAACAGCCAUGUACAGCUCCAGCUACUCCCAGGCCAAGUUUGGCCUGGAGGCAAGGGAGCCCUUGCACAAGCCCAAAGGAAAGAGCUGCGGCUACUACAUGAGGAUCGUCUUCUUCUUCUCCUCCCUGAUCCAGUCCCUCAUCAUCGUGAGUCUGGUGCUUUUCGUCAUCUAUGGAAAGCCAGAGAAGUCUGCAGAGGCGAAGAGGGUCGAGGACCUGGAGCAGAACUUCAACCGGCUGAGUGAGAACAACAUCCAGCUGAGGAAGGAGAAGGGCGAGCUGGGGGCUCAGCUGGCAGCUCGCACUGGAGAGAAAGGUGCUCUGGAGAAGGAGCUGGCAAAGCUGAAGACUGACGCCAACACCACACAACAUCUGCUGAAGAAUAAAGUGGCUGCCUGUGAGAGAGCCACUGCAACAACACUCAGCCUCCUGCGGCGUCCCACUCCUCCGAUCCAGCUCCCAGUUCCCGUCACCAGCAGCAGUGAAUUAAAAACGAUGCAGAGCCUCAACGCUCAGCAGAAAGCAAUGAUCCAACUCAUCCAGGCAAACUUCACCCAGAUGGUUCAGUACCUGAGCCAAGAGAGAGACAAUGCCCUCAAAGACCGGGACACACAACACCAGGAAGCCAUCAGCCUGCGCAGGGAGAACACCAUGGUGAAGGACCACCUGACCACCUACACCAGGAAGUGCAAAGAGGACUUUGCGAGGUCUUUGGACGGGAUCACAACGGUGACCAGGGAUUUCCUGAACCGCAUCAACAACCUGUUCCCGCACCAGAUGACCUUUCACCUCACCUGUGACAGCCAGCAGGAGCAGAUGGAGAAGAUACGGAACAGCUGCACCAACCUGUCCAGAGACGUGGAGAACAAGUUCCAGAUAUAUCUGGACAGAGUGGGCAGCAAGGUGUCAGAGAUCCAGGCGCUGUCCAGUCGUCUGGAGGUGCAGACGAUACAUCUGUCGUCCGAUCUGCAGCAGUGUGAAACCAAUCGCAGCAAGACCAUCGCCGAGGCGGCCAAGGAGCUCCAGCUCAAGCAAAAGAUUCAUGACGACCAGGUUGAAAAGUUACUGAUGGAGCAGAACAGGUUGAGGGAUGAGAAGAAGCUGCAGGAAGAUCGUUUGGCCCUGAAAGAGCGAGAACUCAAGACCCUGCAGCAAAUGCUUCUUGCUCAACCCGCUUUCAAGCCUGGUCUUCCUAAACUGGGAGGCCUUCAGCCUGCGUCCCAGCAGGAAAGACAGACUGUGCCUAACUGGCCGACUAACGGAGUAAACGGCAUCAACAAACCUGCAACGGGGAGAUGAGAGGAAGCAGCCGAGUGUAUAUAUUAAUAUCCUGAUCCCGCCCACUCCAUCAGACACAACCUGUAAAUACUCAGCUUCCUCUUUAAUGACACAGUUGCUGUGGUGCAUGCUUUGUGUAGCUCUGCUUUAAACUGAA
Messenger RNA from Limanda limanda (common dab), 1488 nucleotides. RefSeq names its product plasmalemma vesicle associated protein b (gene plvapb). The coding region runs from base 63 to 1352 and encodes 429 amino acids. The record is from RefSeq and is a predicted model, not a curated record. Gene Ontology annotation, biological process: regulation of vascular permeability; positive regulation of cellular extravasation. Lineage: Eukaryota; Metazoa; Chordata; Actinopteri; Pleuronectiformes; Pleuronectidae. Gene Ontology annotation, cellular component: caveola. The transcript has 9 exons.